Messenger RNA from Chironomus riparius, 1262 nucleotides. The record is from the annotation of a GenBank genome assembly. Lineage: Eukaryota; Metazoa; Arthropoda; Insecta; Diptera; Chironomidae.
CAAAAACAUUCCUACGCAUUUAGAACAUCAAAUUUAAUUGACAAAGGAGAGAUAAGAAAGAAUUGAUUAAUUUUGUUCAUUUAAUCUGUUAAAAGUAGACAUAAAGUUUAAAGCAAGCCAAAAUUAAACAUCAAGUGUUAAUUGACAUCUACAAUACGAGAAAAAUGCAAGCUAUAAUUAGAGGAUCUCGUGAGCAUGUAUCAUCGGAAAUUUUGGAAGAUGCAGACAGUCCAGUCGUUGAAGAAGCAUUCGAAAGAACAACAUUAGCAAUUACGCGUGAUAAAAUAGUGAAAGAUGUAUGGCAAAGAGAAACUCGUAAGCCACUUCCGGUAAAUGCUGAUUCUGAUGGAUAUAUUACUCGGUUUGAGAUCCAGUUUGCAAGAAUUUGUCCUAAUGCAGACAGUGAACAAGCCAGUAAUACGAAAAAAUAUGUUGUUUAUGAUGUUAUAUGCACGUUGGACACAACGACGCAGGCUGAUAAAGCUCCAGCCAUUAUUGAGCGAAGAUAUACAGACUUUUUAAAACUUUAUGAGGCCCUUAAGAAGGAAAGUCCUCAGUUGAUGGUAAAUGUUGCCUUUCCAAAGAAGAAAAUUUUAGGUAACUUCACAAGCGAUUUGAUCAGCGAACGAUCUGUGGCUUUUGAGAAUCUCCUUGACUAUUGUGUAUCGAUUCCUGCCUUACGUGACUCACCGAGUUUCCUUAGUUUCUUACAAGAUGAUGAGCUUACAAAAGCUUCGAGAUUACUCGACGAACGAAGAAAUGAAGCGGCUGUGCCGAUUUUAGAAAAUAGUUUCCAACUUCUGAACAAAGUAUAUUUAGAUAAAUCACGUCAAGUGCUUCUUUUGUUAUGCCGAUUAGUCUGUGCAUGUACAACAUCACCAAUAUCUCAUCCAUCCUCAAUAAAAUGGACUGACUUAGCAUUGAAGCGAUUUAAUCAUGUAUCUGAUACUGAGAUUCUUGUGCUUUAUAUCCCAUUAUUGAACACUGCGUCAUACCUUUAUUGGCAAAAAGGCUUGGAUGCAAAGUCGAUAAAUGACAGAUUAGAAGAAAUGGGACGUAAAGGUAUUAAGAUAAAGGAUACAUUGACCCUCAUUCAAUGUUUACACACAAUGGAGCCUAGAAGUGAAACUUUUUGAACAUCACAUCUAUUUUAUUCUACUUCAAAUCAUUAUUGAAUCUUAUUUCUAAACAAACCUAUGACAGUAAUUUUUCUCAUAACUAAUAUUGUGGCUUAUUCUUAUCGAUUGAUUCAUUAUUGUGAC